Messenger RNA from Mytilus trossulus (common blue mussel), 362 nucleotides. RefSeq names its product histidine-rich glycoprotein-like. The record is from RefSeq and is a predicted model, not a curated record. The transcript has 2 exons. NCBI's taxonomy places the organism in Eukaryota, Metazoa, Mollusca, Bivalvia, Mytilida, Mytilidae. Bases 96 to 362 code for a protein of 88 amino acids.
GUAUAAAAUCAUAAGAAUCCGCUGUUGAAAGUUAUCUACACAUUUGCCUGUGAAAUUUUGUUUCAAGAAUUAUUUUGCGAUAUCCAGCAACAGUCAUGAACAUAUUUAUGACCUUGUCCGUCUUAGUCGUAUUGCUUUAUAUUUUCAAAGUUGAUGCACAUCCUCAUGAUAGUCACGACAAUGAUCAUGAUUGUCACGACGAUGGUCAUGAUAGUCACGACAAUGAUCAUGAUAGUCACGACGAUGGUCAUGAUAGUCACGAGGCUCACUAUUAUGGUGAUGAGGAUCACCAUCAUGAAAACCAUCAAAGUCAUGAAGAAUGUGAAGAGGAAUGCGAGGAACAUUCCCAGCAAUCAGGUUAA